AUGGCUACCAGCAACGUUGUUUGUGCUUUAGUUCUUUCCUCUCUGUUCCAUUUUCUUCUUGUUCCUGUAUCAAGUACUCGUGGAGUCAAUGUUCUUAAAAAAUGUGGGUUUAAAGCAAUUUAUCAGCUUGGGGAUUCUAUAGCUGACACUGGCAAUUUGAUUCGCGAAAAUCCUCUUUCUCCAUAUGCUUCAUUUCCUUAUGGUUUGAAACUCUCGAAGCCAACAGGUAGAUGCUCCAAUGGGUUGUUGAUGAUUGAUUACAUUGCACGCUCGGCUAAACUUCCCUCUCCUGGUGCCUACUUGAAUUCGGCAAGAAAAUUUUCCGGUGGCCGCGGUGGAGUGAAUUUUGCAGUUGCUGGUUCAACUGCCUUGCCUGCAGAAGUUUUAUCGUCAAAGAAUAUAAUGAACAUUGUGACAAAUGAAUCUCUUAGCACACAACUUGAGUGGAUGUUCUCCUAUUUUAACACAACAUGUUCCAAAGAUUGUGCUAAAGAAAUCAAAUCAUCUCUCUUCAUGGUUGGGGAGAUUGGAGGCAAUGACUAUAACUAUGCUUUCUUGUUUAACAAAACCACUGAAGAACUAAAUGCGUUGGUUCCUGAAGUUGUCAGAGCUAUAAAGGAUGCUGUUGCGAAAGCCAUUGGUCGCGGUGCUAGACGAGUGGUUGUCCCUGGAAACUUCCCGAUAGGUUGCUUCCCGGUUUAUCUUAGCCAAUUCCAGCCCAAUGAUGCUGCUGCUUAUGAUGAGUUCCACUGCCUCAAGGGGUUAAACUCUUUCGCAAGUUAUCACAAUGAGCUUCUCAAGCAAACCGUUGAGGGAUUGAAAAGAAAUUACCCUGAUGUGAUCAUAGUUUACGGCGACUAUUACAAAGCAUUCAUGUCGAUCUAUCAGAACGCUCGGUCUCUUGGUUUUGAUACGAAGUCGAUGCAAAAAGCUUGCUGCGGGACUGGUGGUGAUCAUAAUUUUAGCCUGAUGAGAAUGUGUGGAGAUCCUGACGUUCCGGUUUGUCCAAAGCCUGAUCAAUACAUCAGCUGGGAUGGAGUUCAUUUGACACAAAAGGCUUAUCAACACAUGGCAGAAUGGCUUAUCAACGAUAUCUUUCCAAAGCUUCAAUGCAGUGCUUGA
Messenger RNA from Populus nigra (black poplar), 1122 nucleotides. Its product is annotated as GDSL esterase/lipase At5g03980-like. Gene Ontology annotation, molecular function: hydrolase activity, acting on ester bonds. Bases 1 to 1122 code for a protein of 373 amino acids. The record is from RefSeq and is a predicted model, not a curated record. The transcript has 5 exons. Lineage: Eukaryota; Viridiplantae; Streptophyta; Magnoliopsida; Malpighiales; Salicaceae.